Messenger RNA from Rhizophagus irregularis DAOM 181602=DAOM 197198, 2086 nucleotides. RefSeq lists its product as uncharacterized. Lineage: Eukaryota; Fungi; Glomeromycota; Glomeromycetes; Glomerales; Glomeraceae. The record is from RefSeq and is a predicted model, not a curated record.
AAACUGUUCCUUUUGUUUCUUCUUUCUGCAAAAAAAUAUUUUUACAUUUAUUAUUUCGUAUCAUGUCUAUUACCGUUGCCAAGAUCGAUACUAGAAGCGUCAAUAUGACAGUUGAAGUACGAAGCAACAGUCUUAAUUCCUCAGCCGAUUUUGAUAAAAUCUCAAAGGAUAUGGAAGAAAGAGAAUACGUUGAAAAUAAGAAUGGUAAUAUCGUUCCUUACAUAACUAAAGAAAACGCGUGUGAAAUUCACCAAAUUUUAAAUGAUCCGAAUGUAUUGGAUAUGUUUUUUGGCAGUGAAGAACCACCAUAUGUUAAACAAAACUUGUACAUUGUAGUGAACGAAAUGCCAGAAAUAAAGUUGCAAAGUUUGGGAAAAUUUAUGAUAAAAUAUAUUGAGUGGGGGACUUUUACGGAAAACUUACCUCUAAACGAUCCACCACAGGAAGCACUCUCCUCUAAAGAUAUAGAAAAAUUUAACAAUAUAUUAGAUACCGAACUUGGGGAUGACUUUCGUUCAAAACACCAUAACCUUAUUGCUAUUAGUUUAUAUUGGAAAAUUAGAAAUGAACUUUACGAGAAUGUACCUGCUAUCGUAUUUUAUGUAAUACGUAAGAAUAUUUUACCUCAUAAUAACUCUCUUUUUCCUGAAAAUAUUGGCGGUUUUAUUACAGAUGUAUGUGAAGGUUUUUAUAAACCAACCGUUGUUGAACGAGGGGAAAUCGAUUGUUGUGAAUAUAAGGAAAUGGUAUCACCUGGAUCUAGUAUUGGCGUAAAAAGUAGAGUAGGAACUUUAGGAUUUUUCGUUAAAGACUCCAACCAGCAAAUAUAUUUGAUGACAAACGAACAUGUUGUUUCAGGACACAAUUCUGAAUAUAUACACCAACCAUCUGACUUUGACUACAUUGGUCGUUCAUUGGAUGAUCUGGCAUCAUCAUUAGAAACAUUAGAGGGAUUGAUCUUUAAAGAUAAACAAAUAAACGAUUCUGAGAAAAAACUUACUAUUAUUGAAUCGUUCAAUCUGAAGAAUGUAAUGAACGAAGAGCAUGGUCACUCAGCCUUGACAGAAGAUAUGGAAGAAUUAAAAAGAUUAGAAUCAGUAAUCUCAGUCUUGAAAGAAGUUAUAGUUGAGGAAGAUGGAAAUAAUGUAAAACAUCAGGAUUUAUUGAGAAUGCAUGAAGCUUUCAACAAAUUAUUGAUGUUUAGAACAGAAAAUAAGUUAGAAAACGAAAAAAAAAAGGAGUUACAAGUAGAACUAGAAAAAUUAAAGGCAUUACAAAUAAUGCUUAAACUGCAUAGACUCGAAUGUGAAUUCAACAAAACAAAAAAGGAAUGGAAUGAAAUUUCAAACAUUGAUUAUGAAUUUUUCAAGAACAAAUUGUCUAAAAAACUUAAAUUUCUGGAUUCAAGAUAUCAGACAUGUAUAGAAAAUAAAAAAAAAUUCGAAUCUGCGCAACAAACAGAUACUAGAUUUGCUAUAAUUGAAAAAGGCGUACGUGGUAAUUAUGAAUUUGGUCAAUAUAAGUAUGGUGUUGAUGCCGCCAUUGCCCUCGUACUAACCGAUAAGCGAGAAUUAAACCCAAGUAAAUUUGCUAUUAGAAAUAGUUCGUUCAACAUUUAUAAUAUCCCUAACAUACGUCUUACUGGUUUAAAGAAGAAUAUUAAUGAUAUUGCAUCUAGACGUAUAUUUAAGGUUGGACGUACAACUGGAUUGACCGAAGGAGUGAUUAAAGAAGUUCCUGUCUCAGUUAAUACUGGAAACAUGAUGAGACGCCAAGUUGGAAUUUUCCAUGAUGUUUUAAUGGAGGGCGACAAAAACAAAGAUAUAUGGCUUGACAGACAAAUAUUGGUAAAGGCUAUAAAAGGCACAUUCAUAAAUUUCAUGAGUAAAGGAGAUUCAGGAUGUGCAUGGUUCGAUAUUGAUGGGAAUGUCAUAGCAUUAGGUCAUGGGUCAAUAAUAAUAAGAGGGGUGGAUUAUUGUGUGGGCUCACCAAUUAACGUGGUUCUUAAGGCUUUCCAUCCUUUGGAACUUUCAUUAGUAGUAUGAGUUUAUUAUUUUAUGAUAUUGACAUGUAUAAUCAUCACCUA